Corticium candelabrum is the source of this 4485-nucleotide messenger RNA. RefSeq names its product mucin-like protein. The transcript has 16 exons. Gene Ontology annotation, biological process: cell-matrix adhesion. Gene Ontology annotation, molecular function: calcium ion binding. Lineage: Eukaryota; Metazoa; Porifera; Homoscleromorpha; Homosclerophorida; Plakinidae. Bases 16 to 4299 code for a protein of 1427 amino acids. The record is from RefSeq and is a predicted model, not a curated record.
UCAACUUCUUUAGCAAUGGCAGAUAGUCUGUCUAGCUUUACGGUUAGUUAUGAGUCAACAGUUCCAGUGAAUAUUGAAGCUUCAACACUAGUACAGCUGUACAGCUCAGCAACCAAUGCUGAGCUAAUUACAAAUGCAGUGAAUAUACAGUCUUCAACUGUAGAUGAGGUGCACUUCACUACUCCACUUGAUGGCUAUUUGACCACACCAGUCAACGUUUUAGCUACAACUUUGGUCAAUGUUCAAGCUACCACUGUAGACAGUGUUUAUGCAUUAAGAUUUACUUCAACAUAUUUGAAUUCUGAGACAAGUACAUCUGUGUGUCUUUAUCACACUCCAGUUUGUAUUGAAACUACAACAUACUGCAUUCAGUCGUCUUCGGUUUUCUCCCCAAUAUCUCAAGUAACUCCAACACCAACUUCAGCACCACCACUAAAGUUUGUUCUUCCAUUUGGUGACAAAACUGGUGAUCGAGACCUUCAUCAAACUGAUGAUGGAUGUUCUGAACGGUUCGAUCUUGGGCAUCUCGUAGUACCUGCUUUUGGCCAAGUUAUUUCUAGUUUCUAUGUUUGUGCCAAUGGCGUUGUUUCAACAAUGUCUCCAUUUCAUCUCUAUGUUCCACAGUUGUUUCCUGGGGAUCAAAGGCUGAUAAAUCGACUUUUGUUUGCUCCAUUCUGGGUGGAUGUGGAUAUUCGAAGAGAAGGAAGAAUCUGGUAUGGCAGUCAUCUAAAAGAACGUACUAGUGUCACAAGGCUAACUGAUGAAUUGAUUCAUGAGCUGAGUCCAGAGCACUCUGACUUUACGUCAGAAGCUGUUUUUGUUGUAACAUGGGAGAGUGUACCAAACUAUCCAGAUGGCAGUAUCUUCUUUAAUGAUGAAAAGUCUGAUUUACGAAAUACAUUCCAAGCUGCAAUCAUAACAAACUUUACCAACACUUUUAUGACCUACAGUUAUAUUGACAUACAGUUUUCUGGUCGACGGAAUGCUGUUGUGGGAUAUACAGCAGGAGAUGGAAAAAGCUUUUUUAAUCAACCUGGUUCACAAACAGAUGAUAUUGGUAAGAUUGAUGAGGUAAAGACUGGAAAUUACACAGGACUGCUGUUCUUUCACCUCACUUCCAUAAUGGCAGAAAAUUCUGAAGCUGACUUUCUGUGUCGUAAUUGGUAUUAUGAGGACAAAAAAAGGUUUGGAGAUAUAGAAAGGUUACAAUUCUCUUUUACCCCUUGCCCAUGGACGUCUUUACAUGCAGCACGUGACAGGCGAUAUAAAGAAGUACGAAGUGAUAAGGGAGAGUGCUAUAUUGGCCUAUUUCCACGUCAAGUAUUUCUUGGAGGUGAGGUGCUUAGAGUAGAGACUGAAUGCUGCUACCAAUCUAGAUCAUUGAAUCUUGGAUCCCCGUUUGGAGGUAGCAUUAGUCCAUACCAUCGAUUAAGUUCGGCAGACGAAUAUAUAAAAUUAACUGCUCUGCCAUAUGACUGGUGCUGUCGUCAAUCUAGCAACUGCCAUCUUUAUUUUGAGAGAAGACCCAGUAGAUCAUCUUGGUUUUAUUGGCCACCUGGAUGGGGAUGGUUCUUUGGUGAUCCUCACAUACGGACACUGGAUGGGAAAUCAUACACGUUUAAUGGACACGGAGAGUACAUCCUUUUAAAAACUAGAGAUGAAUCAUUUGUUUUGGAGGGUCGAGCUGAACCCGUUGGACAAAGCAACUCCAAUGCUACUGUAUUCACAGCUGUUGCAAUGGCUCAGUAUUCUGCCAGUAAUGAUUUUACAGCAAAUGAUCCUAAUUCAACUGCGCUUCAUGUGCAGCUAACAGCAAACAAUACAAUGCAAGUAUUUGCAAGAAACCCGGAAGAAACAUCAUUUGUAGACAUUACUAGCAAUGUCACUGCACUGAGCAAUACAUCUAUCUUAUUUUUAAACAACCUCAUGAUAUCGCAACCAGACAACUUAACAUUAGAAGCUUUGUUCAGCUCUGAUAUUUUAGUGAGAGUGGAGGCAAAGAAGGAACUGUUAGCUGUUGUGUUUGCCGGUCCAGUUAGCUUUAUGACUGGGACAAGAGGACUCUUGGGUGUGUGGGAUGAGAAUCCAGACAAUGAUUUUACAAAUAGAACUGGAACUGUAUUAUCUCCUGAUGCUUCAGACAGGACAAUUCACUUUCAAUUUGGACUUUCCUGGGAAAUAAUGUCAAAUGAGAGUCUUUUCUAUUACCCUGAUGGUUCAGGACCUGCUGACUUCAGCUUCCCAGAUUAUGUUCCUCUCUUUAUCGAUGAAGCUGAGUUUACAAAUUUGGCAACAGCAGCAGAUGAAAAUCUGAUCACUGCUUGUGGUGGAGACCAGAGGUGUCUUUUUGACAGCAUUCAGACUGGAGAUGUAGAAGUUGGAUCUCAGUCGCUUUUAACAGACCAGACAAAUAGUGUUGAUGUCAUGGUCUUAGAUAACAGUCCUCCGGUUGUGACUGGCAAUGAAACUUUGUUUGCCUUCGUCAAUGACACUACUAUCUAUCUGUUUACUGUGACUGAUAUGAAUGAUACUUUUAAUGUAAUACUUCAAGGAAGUCUACCACCAGAAGAAGAGUACACACUCACAAAGACAGGCAAUUCGUAUAACUUCACUUGGACUCCCACGUCUGCGCAGUCCGUAGGCAUUCAGUUUCUUGCCACGGACUCUGCGGGAGCACCAACAUUGUUACAUCCACUUGUAAGACUGUGUGCUUGUGAUCGAAAACUUAAUGCAACUUGUACAGAUGGAAACGAAGACCCUGGGGAAAACAAAUUUGUUUUACAGAGUUGUAGCUGUGGUUCAGGCUAUGGGGGCAGGUUCUGUGACAUGGAUGUUAAUGGCUGUAAUGAUAUUGACUGUUUUCCUGGUGUGGAAUGUACGGACAACCCAGCACCUCUAACUGGAGCCACAUGUGGGGAUUGUCCCAACGGCACUAUCGCAACGAUUAACUCAAGUAACUCUUGUCAAGAUGUGAAUGAAUGUCAGGACAAUUCAACUAAUGACUGUGAGCAAAGAUGUAAUAAUAAUAUUGGCAGCUUCAGUUGCAGCUGUUUCACUGGUUACAGCUUGAAUGGAGAUGGCAAAUCAUGUGAUGACAUCGAUGAGUGCAGUGAUUUAAAUUUGUCACCGUGCCAUCAGAUCUGUAAUAACACACUUGGCUCUUUUGCGUGUGAUUGUGAAUACGGAUUUACAAUUGAAGCUGAUGGUGUAACCUGUGAAGUGGCUGAGAGUAGUAAAUGUCAAGACCCAGUGCGGUGCGAGCAGCUUUGUGCUCUUAAUCGUGCUGAUGACGACACAUGUUUCUGCAAAAAAGGAUUCAAACUUGAUGGCAAUAUGAUGAAUUGUAGUGACGUCGAUGAAUGUGCAAGUAAAAACAGUAACAACUGUGAGCAGCAAUGCAACAAUACGGAGGGUUCAUUUGAAUGUAGCUGCGGUUCUGGUUAUAGAAUCAAUGGCCACUCAUGUGAUGAUGAUAAUGAGUGCAUUAUAAUGUCAAAGCCAUGUGCAGUCACGGAAAUUUGCUACAACACACCUGGUUCAUUUAAUUGCCAAUGUCCACCUGCCACAGUUUCCAUAAACGGGACAUGCCAAGGUGGUAAGACACUACCUCCAACGACAAACAGACCAACUACAAUCACACCAACAUCCACUUCCACAAUAUCAACUACAGUGCUUGACACAACUGCUGGACAAGUCCGAACAACAUUUUCCAACAUUACAGUUGCACUGUUCCAGUCAAAAAUUUCCAGCUUUAGGCAAGCAGUAGCUGAAAGUGUGUCUAAUCAUUGCAUUGGAAAUGAAAAUUGUCAACAAUCAACAAGAAGAAGGCGUGCCAGCUUUGACUUGACUGCUGAUGAUGUCAUUAUCAUAUCAACUAGUCAAUCUGGAUCUGAUGUUGUAGUCACAUUCUAUGUUGUCAGUCCCAGCGGUGGAUCCAUCUUGCCUGCAACUGCUGUAGCACUGGCUAUUCAGACUGACAAUGCAAAAGCCAGGUUUCAAGCCAUUGGUUUAGUGUUAACUGAAGUUGUUGUAGUGAAACCAACUACUACCCCAUCCACUGAGCCUCCCACUGUAGAUACUGGUCUGACAACAGCACAGAAAGUGGGAAUUAUAGCUGGUGUUAUUGGAGGUGUCAUUGUCAUCAUCAUGAUUGGCUGCGUUGUGUAUUUCAUAAAAACGUCAAAAAAGUUAACAAAGGUAACACCAGUAGCAAGUGAUGGUGAUGAGGGGUUGCUUCUUCGUCCAAUGAAACACCCAUCAGGUAGAACCUCUGGAAGUGCUUCACCAGAAACAGCUUGAUGAAAGUAUGAUUACAUUAUUCAUAUUUCAAGCUAAUAUACUGUACUAGCUCUGUUGCUAUUUCCUAAAAUAACAGCAUUAAGUGUAAUAGAUUUCACAGAAAUGCAUAGAAUAUAUCAAUGUUAGUGAGAAAGUGAUAAGACACAUAUUAUAAAUCAAUCUUUCCACUAGAAUGUGAUUUUUGAA